Messenger RNA from Symsagittifera roscoffensis, 936 nucleotides. RefSeq lists its product as uncharacterized. Lineage: Eukaryota; Metazoa; Xenacoelomorpha; Acoela; Convolutidae. Gene Ontology annotation, molecular function: S-adenosylmethionine-dependent methyltransferase activity. The record is from RefSeq and is a predicted model, not a curated record. Bases 176 to 847 code for a protein of 223 amino acids. The transcript has 5 exons.
UGCAAACAUCAACUACGAGAUGUAUAUCUUAGCAAUUCAAGCCGCAGUAUUCUCAUGAUUAUUUUCCUUAUACAGGAAUGUAAAACAUUCGUUAAUUAGUCUCUUUUCUAAAUUGUGUUUCAUAAUUAUUAAGGUACUUCUUGCAAAAACCAUUGCAACCAAUCUGAAACUAGAAAUGGAUGAUUCAAGUUUUGAAAAAGAUGAAGCUGUAUCUGAAGCAUGGCUUAACGGUUUAUGGUCUGUGAGUGAUCCUGUAAAUGAGAGAUCUUUUUACGAGGAGACUUCGUCCUUUUACGAAGAUGCAAUGAUCGAGCUGGAAUGGAAAGCACCUGAGCUCAGUAUGGUUACUCUGGAAAACUACGAAAAGGAAUCAGGUCUCAAAAUACCAAGGGACUGUCUGAUAAUGGAUGUGGGUGCGGGCACUGGACUCAGCGGGGAGGCGAUGAGGAAAGCUGGAUUCAGUGGAACGAUAGACGCUCUGGAACCCUCACAGAAGAUGUUCGAGAAAGCUAUAGAGAAAAACAUAUACUCCAAAUACUACUCAGAUUUCUUGAUUGGAAACAAGGAAACCACAGUCUCAGGUGACUACUACGAUCUGGUGGUUUCUGUCGGAGUUCUCGGAAAAAGAUCAGUCAGGAAUAAAAGUCUGUAUGAAAUUUUGCGUAUGGCGAAACAAGGAGGACUAGUUUUAACCAUGAUGGUGAAGGAAAGCUUCGAUGAAAUGCACUUCAAAGAAACGAUCAAUGAAGUCACUGGUGAUGGAAAAGCUACAUUGGAAUACUCCGAGACGUUUGACCGCUGCUACAGGAACCACUCGGCCAUCGGAUUUAUAAUCAAAAAAAGUUGAGGCAGUCAACAACUCACGAAGUAACACACGACAACCCAUAAGCUCAAAGACAGGGACCUUGAAAAAAAACUCUUUUUGAACUAAGCACA